AUGAAUCCAAAGCAUUCUCCUCGAUCCACAAUUUCAACCCCGUCAUCGACUAAGGGAUCACAGCUCUACAAAACAUCACGAUCUGGAUACGAGAGAAAGGGGACUAAGAUAGUAUCCAGCGUUACGGGAGUGAGCUAUACAUCCCCAGCCUCGUUAUUGAUGAGGGAGGUUAAAACUGCAAAAAUAGCGGAAGGCGUUUCCAAGCGUAUGAGCUCUCACAAGCCUAUUAAUUCCUCGCAAGUAGUUCAUCAAAUUAUACAAAACUCCAAGGUGGGAGAUGCUGUUUCUGCAAAGGAGGAAUCGCCAUUUCCUUCUUAUGAUGUACAUAUUCGACCAACAACAAGUAAGGUUCCUCAUCCAUUCUCUUCAACAAGCAAUGAAUUUUUCGUACACAACAAACAAAUCAUUGAGAAUGCUUCUCCGAUAUAUAAUAGGAACCUGAUCAAAGAAUAUAGCGUGCCUCAAAUAUCCUUAAAAAUGAAAGAGAUUUUAGUACCAGUGUCAGGACAUGUUUCUUCGUCUGAGUCCGUUUCCGAAUCAUUGCAACAUCUUCAGAUCAAACCAUCCUAUAACGGGGCAAAGAGUGAACAGGUUCUUGAUGUUGGUUUCAACAGCCAACAAAUUGAUGAGCAGAAAGAUGGUAAAGAAGAUAACAUAAUAUUUUUUGAAGAAUGUUGUGAAAGCAAGGCUGUGAUAAAUUCACAAAUUGGGGAUAACAUUGUUGACAGGACUCCACCAAAGAAUGAAUCAAAAACCAAAGCACCACAGACUGCAUCUCCUUGCUGUAAGUUAAACGCCUCGUUCAGUAUUUCAAAGAACAUGCCUGAAGCAAAUUUGGACAAUUUUGAAAAAGUGGAGGACGAAAUUUCAGAAGAAACCUACGAUGAACAAACAAGAAGAAGCAGCAAUCACGUGAAACAAAUGCUGUCUCAACACCGACGUUCUCUCUCACAAAGAGAAGCAAACAGCAGAGAAAGAAAGAAGCUUCUGCAUGGAUUUACAUUAGAAGAAAUUCAGCGAGUCACAAACGAAAUUUGCAAACCACUGGUAGAAACUGAGUAA
Molecule: messenger RNA, 1062 nt
Organism: Naegleria lovaniensis
Lineage: Eukaryota; Heterolobosea; Eutetramitea; Acrasida; Naegleriidae
Exons: 2
Coding region: 1-1062 (353 amino acids)
Source: RefSeq, a predicted model, not a curated record